Molecule: messenger RNA, 1251 nt
Organism: Colletotrichum fioriniae
Lineage: Eukaryota; Fungi; Ascomycota; Sordariomycetes; Glomerellales; Glomerellaceae
Source: RefSeq, a predicted model, not a curated record
AUGGCCACCUCCGUCAAUGAUCUCCCAAACGAGAUUCUAAGCCAGAUAUUCUCCCACUUGGACCGACCUGCCCCGUCAGACUCGAAGCUCCACGACCAACCGAGCUCUUUCAUGCUGCAGAAUCUCUUCUUUGACCGCGAUCUCAAGACUACUUCUCUCGUUUGCAAGCGAUGGCGAGGUGCCGUGCUCCCUCUGCUGUUCCGCCAUGUGGUCUGGACUUUUGACCGAUUCGAGCUGCCGCUCAUGGAAGAGACGGGGAACCCUGCGGCGAACAAGUUGACCAACUAUGUUAAUACGCUUUCGAUGUUUGUCGAGGAUGCUAUGGGCGGCGUAUCGGACGGCACCAGCAGUGCCACUCUUAUGGAAACAGGCUUUGCGAACAAGGCCUCCUACAGCGAGGACUACAACUGGCUCUGGGCGACAAUCUUUGAAUAUAUCGAUCCUAUCCGGCUCACCAUGGUUGCAUCGCCACGAGUGCUAGCCCGAAUGUUAUCGCGCAUGCUCUUCCUCGGGGAUGCGUGGAACUUUUCCAUGCCACAGCACGUUCUGUCGCUCUCGCGGAAAGACAAAAGGACAAAGGAGACGCAAGCCGAGGCACCAGUGACAGCACCAUCAAGUCAGGCAUCUGGUUCGGACCCAGCACAUCAGAAGCGUGUUCCCUGUGACUUAUUCACCCUCCGCCCGUGGCAGGCUCUAUUACUCAAUGAAGGAUCCUCGACGCGAGUCUACAAGACAUACGAAUUCUACCUCAAACGUCCGCCUUCCAUCCUCGGCGCUCUUCUGGGCGCAGAAGAGUUCCCAAACGACGAGCCCAUGAUCUCGCCCUCGAUCCGCGACCUCUCCUACGUCGGCAUCUUCUCCCUAUCGAGCCAUUUCAACACCCUCGUUCAAAACAUCCCGCGCCUCGACCGCCUCUUCGUCCAGCUCGUCCCCCGAAACGACAUUCUCUCCGACCCCGACGAGAUGCGCAACGUCGACCUCGCCGACCUCUGGAUGGAGCGUAACACGGCCUACUCGAUGCUAUUCCGCGAGCUCUUCAACCCAAGCCCGGACAGCCCCUGGCUCGAGCUAAGCGUGUUCGAGAGUGGCGACGCGGCGGAUAAGGAGGCGUGGGAUAUGGCGGUGCAGUUUGUGCAGUUUAGCGGCGUGCAGGGGUGGCGGGUCGCGGGCGAGGGCGUCUUUGCGAGGGAAGGUGACGAGGACGCCGUCGGUGCGAUCCUCGGCAUGUCUCAGUCAGUGGCGCCAGCGUGA